AACCUGCAACUCUAUGCAGUGUGGAAGCGCCAAUCAAUGGUCUCCGAAAUCCUAUUUACUCUUUUAACGAUUUUAAUUGCUUUCAAAUUUCAUCGGUCGUUGGAAUGAAAGUGAAACUGUAAAGCCCCUGGAAUAAACGGUUAAAAUCGCCAGUUCCUCUGCUGCUUAUAUUUCAUUUUACAUUUUGAUGCAGAUUUUAUAUUGUGCAAAAUGCUCCAGAUCUACAGUAUUUGAAUGGAAUUAGCGUAGUAUGCAAAACUGCCUUCUAAAACGCUGCUCUUCCUGCACGCUUCGUAGACAGGGUAAAUUUUUGCAAGCUACAGUUUUAGUCAUCAGAAAGUAUGGAGGAGCUCCUGGUGCGCCUGGAUUUGGCGGCUUUCCAGGGCAGCCUCAAGACCCGAUGAUGGGGUAUUUCAGCGCUGUUGCCGGCCAGGAUGGACAAAUAUCUGCAGAUGAGCUCCAGGUGUGUCUCACCCAGGCCAAUUUCUCUGGAGCCUACAAACCAUUCAACCUCGAGACCUGUAGGCUGAUGAUUAGCAUGCUGGAUAGAGAUGGUUCGCAUACGAUGGGCUUCAAUGAGUUCAAGGAGCUGUGGAAUGUUCUUUACGCGUGGAAGCAGCAUUUCGCCUCCAUCGACCGUGACCAGAGUGGCUCGGUCGACCCACAGGAAAUGCAGCAGGCGGUCAGCUCCAUGGGUUAUAGACUGAGCCCGCAAGCUAUGAAUGGCAUGAUCAAAAGAUACAGCACUCAGGGGAAGAUCUCCUUUGAUGAUUAUGUCGCCUGCAGUGUAAAACUCAGAACUUUGACUGAUUUAUUCAGGAAGCGGGACCAGACUCAGCAGGGGGUAGCCACCUUUUCAUACGAUGAUUUUAUCCUUUGCACCAUGACUACAUAAAACCACUGGAAGCCCGCCAAAAGGAAUUUAGUUCUUCUGACCCAUGCUGACGUGACAGAUGAAACCAUCACCUUUGAUAUGUAACAUUUGGACCAAGUUUUUAAUGUUUUUUUUUUUUUUUUUCCUUCCAAAAAAGUCUCAAAUACAACACUACUUUUAAUAUGUUUUUCCACAUAGCUUAUUAAAACCAGACGUAAGAACUGUAUAAUCAUUGUUAAACUGAUGUACACAGUUGUAGCCAAAAAUAUUCGUAUCUUUUCAUUAGUUUUUUUUUCUAUUAACCAUCCCACACCAUGUAUUGCCAUGCAGAGCUAUAUUUAAUGUAAUCCUUGGCGCUCGAUGGAACAUAUUAAAUGAAUAAAAUUAUACUUGCUCAAA
Molecule: messenger RNA, 1273 nt
Organism: Paramormyrops kingsleyae
Lineage: Eukaryota; Metazoa; Chordata; Actinopteri; Osteoglossiformes; Mormyridae
Gene: sri
Product: sorcin
Molecular function (GO): calcium ion binding
Source: RefSeq, a predicted model, not a curated record